AUGUAGGAGUGCGCCCCCUAGCGGUCACCCGCAGCACUCAGCGAUAAGUGACACUCUGGGAGGGGAAGCAGAACAAACUGUAAGCUGCUGGCGGAUCCAUCUUGCUCGAAAAAGAGACGAGGGUGAAAGCUUUUUUCCAGUUUAGUACCUAGAAGACUGCGUCGAUCCCUGUUAAUCGCGCUGGGGAGCCCGAGGAGGGGCUGUGUCUCUGUUUGUAGGAUGUCCCGACAUGAGGGUGAGCUGAUAAACAGGUCCACACACAGCAGCGCCUUAGCUGCUGGCUACAUUACCUGAGCAGCUAGCUCCCGAGCUAGCUCUGCUAAGUGCUUAUUCGAGUCAAGGGGGUGGGGGGUGUUGCGUUAUUUUACGGCUUGUUUCAGGGCUGUCUCGUACCAAACACAAAUGUUAAUAGGACCUAAUGUGCGUGUAUUUCUCUAACGCCCUUUAAUUUGAGGCAAACAGCUGCAACAUGUCUGCAAUGAUACGGCAACAUUGCGGGGCUUAGCAGUUAGCCGUUGCUAGGUGCUGCGUUACCUUACGGUUAGCUGUGCUAGCGGAGAGGCUAAUGAAUGCCAACACAAGGAGCCGCUGGUCUUGCUUGCUACGAAUAAAUGUUUCUCUCACCCUUAUUAACCGAAAUGUAUGAAAUUUGAAAAUGCCAGCUCUGUCUAUUAUUGUUCCAUAUUUUAUCUGCUAAAAACCAAUAGCUCUGGUGUUAGCGCCACACUGUCUCGUUUAGUCACAUAUCACUAAUGUUGUUAGCGAUUGCACUGUCAUCAAGAAGAAGACAGAAAGUCUGAGGCCUCUGACUCUAAACCAGUCUCUAAGUUUAAGCCAGCCGGCAGGUUACUUGCCAGCAGGGGUUGAGACAUUGUUUAAACUGUAAACCAGAUGGGACUGUGGAUCUGGUUCACUUCAGACUCCUCCAAGCAGGCCAGACAUGGGCUCAUACUGUUUUAAAUGUAUGAAAAGUUACCUUACAGAGCCAUUAUGAUUAAAAUACUGUCAGAUGUCUCCUGUUGGAUGAUUUAAUACUUCAGUUAGGUCCCUCACCCUUUUAAACAACCUAGGCUGUGUUGAACUUUGCCCCCAAGGCGAAGACACUAGAAACUCCUUAUGCAAAUUGGUCUUGUGUUCACUCAGAAAGGUGCUCGAUUUUGUAGACUUUUGUGGUGAUACUGUUCCCGUUUUUGCAUUGAUAAACCAUAAAUGGACUCACAGAGGAGAUGAUCAUGUAUUUCAAGUUGAUAUGUUUUUACCUGAUUUGGAAAAGACUUAAUUUAAUAUUGCUGCCUCUUUGUGGCCUUUAUAAGCGAACCAUAUAAUUGCUAAAACACCUUGUAAUUUCUGUAUUGUAGUUGUACAUAAAUGGUACUUUUAAGACAUCAGAUAACUCGGCAGAGGAAAUUCCGUCAGUCCUCGCUUAAAUACGACACUGUAUUGGCCAAUUUAAGGGACUUUUUUCCCUUUGAGGAAGGAGUCAUUACAUUGUCUUAAAUGGUAACUGUGAUAAUAGUGUCUCAUAGAAAAUACCUGACUAUGUGCUGGAAUAGUUCAAACAUGAAUCAUUUCACAGUAAUCAUGGAGUAGAGAGUGGAUAAGUGGAGAAACGCCAAACAAUUCAAUGUGGUGAUUACAGUUGUAACUUACUUGGAAACACUACAAAUGCCUUCUUUCCAUUUUCUCCUUUUUGGUGUAUGUUGAUGUAGAAAAUUGCCACCUGAAUAUGUGGCUAUAAAUGAGCAGCAAACUCUGUAAUAACUCUCAGAUGUUUUGAUGUUUGUGGUCUACCUCUGAACUGUGAGACCUUGCUUGUGAACUUCAAUGGAAUGCCAAAGUUCUUCAUUGCUGGCACUUGUGGGUUGGUGUCACUCCAAAACACAUGCUUGUGUGAGACUGGCCUACAGAUAGAGGUUGCUUUCUCCCUGUUGGUCCAGCAAACGCAUUUAUAAGGAAUUUGUGACAGUAUUGUCAGGCCUGUGUGUUUGACUUUCCUUUUCUCUCCUUCACAGGUGUGAGCUGUGAUGCGUGUUUAAAAGGGAACUUUAGAGGAAGACGAUUCAAGUGUUUAAUUUGCUACGACUACGACCUGUGUGCAUCGUGCUACGAGAGUGGAGCCACGACAACGAGGCACACAACAGAGCACCCCAUGCAGUGUAUAUUAACCAGAGUAGACUAUGGUAAGGAACUGAUGUAGAGCCAAGAGGAAAAGGAGUGUGAUUGUACUCAAAGUAAUGGUGCCCGUGUGAUUUAUGGGCACAGUAGUGUGAAGGUUUGGUGCUUGGUUUUUAGUACUCAGAGGUUGAAAAUAGGUUGAAAAUAACAUUCAGAUCAUCACGUUAUUUGGUAGGUUUUUAAGCUAUCGUUAGGGUUAGGUAUCAUUUGACUUCGAACGAUUCCGAUUACUUGUUUCAAUUCCGAUUCUCUAUUUCAAUUCUCUAUUCCGAUUCUUUUAGAAGGCAGGCUAUUGAAAACAAAAUGCAUGGUUUAAAUGAGGGUGCUAACAGGAGUUCCUCUUUUUGGAUGAAAUUUCUGAACUUCUCCAUGAAUUUUUAAAUUAUAUGAACUUUUUAAGAACUUAACUAUGAAUUUCCCACAUGGCUAUUUUCAACCAGUAUAUAAAUGUCAAUUUUUAUUGUCAGAUCGUUUGUCAAUUGCCGAUGUUAGCAGAAGACAGAAGUCAUUUACUGUUUCUCUUAGCUGAUUCUGGCUGGUUAGCGGAAGACCGGUGUUGUGUCGUAGAAUGCAUCCCCUCCACUCACUAGCUUCCUAAAGUGGAAGACAGUGAUCUCAUAAUAAAAAAAGUGUGAGUAUUAGAUCAUGACAACAUGUCAAAUGGAGCAGCAAACAUUCGUUUUGUUUUUAUGUGUUUCAAAAAUGCACACAAAGAGGUGUACUUGGGUAUGUAAAUUGUACAGUGAACUGUCAAGGUAGAGAACAUUAUAUUUUCGGGACAGCAAAUAGUCAUAGUCAGAGGGCUAUUGUUUUCAGCUUAUCUGAAUAGUCGAAUGAAAUCUUUAAAGGCACACACUUGAGAAUCCGUCAAAUGGUAAAGAAAACUUGGAUUAUUUCACUUUGUUGAAUACUUGCAACCGCGCUCCCGUUAGGGGUGCAUUCUAGGACACAACACCUGUUCUGUUGUAACACCGGCGAAGCGCAUCAAAGACGGGGCACCCAGGUAUUUCUCCUCUAUGAAUCCUGAGGUGUUUAAUCAUGUUGGUCGUUUACCCUCCUUUGCAUGAUAUAAUUGUGUUGCUAAUGUUGCACUGAGAGAAGAGUUCAUUCUUCUCGCUAAAGUUAGCCAAACUUUUGACCGCAGCCGCUGUGGGCUGCAAUGCACUCUCUCUCUCUGUCUCUCUUCUCUCUCUAUGAGGCUUCGUCUCAUACACUUCGUCCUCGUUGGUGUUUAGCGCCGUCUUCCUCGUUGGUGUUCGGUGGCUAUUUCUUCUGGUCGGCGGACUCCGGCAUCGAAAUUUGGAAUCGAAAUUUUAAAAUUUGAACGAUUCCGGGAGAAUCGGAAUGUCAGUCCGGGUCCCAUCAAUGCUCGGGACUCGAUACCCAACGCUACUCUUAACAGAUUAGUACAUAAAGAUGUAGAUUCUGUAAAUUGGAGAAAUAAUAGGAAAAGCGUGAAUAUAUUUUCUAUUAAGUGAGCCAUAGUGAGGUGUCCAUGUGUCUGCUGUUGAACUGAGACGUACAGUAUUCAAACAGGCGCUAUCCCGGGGGAUCCUGGAAGGUAUGAUGAACCACAGGAAGACAACCUUAACGUUGCAGAUGUUGAUAGACGAUGAUUGCAGAUGGUUUCUUAGGUUUUUCUUGCAAUGCUGGGGUCAUGCAGUGUGAGAACACAGUUUUGACAUAAGUCCAUGUCUAUGAAAGUUUUCAGAUAAAAUUUGCUUUCUAGAGUUCUGUUUUGCAAAUGCAUCAUUUCACAUCAAUGAACUGGACUGGGUCACUGGCUGUUGACAGCGUUGGUCACUAAUCAGGCUGACAGGGACAAAUACACAGGACCAUUUUAGCCAUAUUUUCAUAUCAUGAUCACUGAACUCAUUACAAUCAGUUGUUUGAUUUCACAUUCAUCAUGUCUCCAGUCAUGAUUAGUGUAAUAAACAAAGUGCACUCAUGUAAUGAAGCUACAACAUUUGUGACGAAAGGGUUGAUGGUAACAAAUGUUUUUUGUUGACUGUCUUUUGCAGACUUGUAUUAUGGUGGAGACACUUUUUCAGUAGAGCAACCCCAGUCUUUCACAUGUCCUUACUGUGGCAAAAUGGGCUUCACAGAGACGUCCUUGCAGGAACAUGUCACCUCUGAACAUGCAGAGACUUCCACAGAAGUGGUGAGUAUACGGCACACGUCACAGCCCACGCAAACACAAUGCAAUAAUAGCACUACUGUCUCUUAAAACCAGGAUUUUCAGCUACAUGCAGUGAUGGCUUUAGUGACACUUAUAAAGGCAUGAUUUACUUUGGCCACAAGUUUUCAAAUCACUUUUAAAAAGUGAUCUUUACAUGCUGUUUAAUACUUGAAUAAUGAGCAAAGUUUGACCAAUAUUCACAGUAUUAAAGACGCUCAUAGAGCCAAGAGCUCAAGUUUAGGAUUGAUUAUUUUUUCUCGUGUUCAUGUGUGCCAGCAUCUUUUGUAAACUCUGUGCUUCACACAGCAAAAAUGACUUCCAGAAUGUACACACAGAUUUAUGGAUUAGCUGUUGUCACGGCAGGAUUUUUAUGAGUUGUUCGCUGCUAAAUAAGCUGAGUAAAACAAAACAGAGUCAGGCUGCUGCUGACACCUGCCUGCCUGCCUGCAAGGCUAGCAGGAACACUGUCAGACGACAGCAGCUCCACCAGCACUGAUUGUAAAAGAAACCCAUGUAGAGGCCAGGAAGUUGCAUCUCUGCUGCAGAUGACCACAGCUUGCAUUAUUUUUGCCUGAACUACUAAACCCACGAGCAGCUCAAAAUAACAAACAUGUCUAAUGUUAAGAGGAGGAAACUGCCAAAACCUGUAUCUGUGUUUUUUUAAGCAAAUUUUCAAAAGCAUACAUGUUCAGGCUAGGGAUUAAAAAUGGGAAAAUACAGUCUGUAAACAGCGGCUCUGCAGUCACAGAGUCAGUAAAAUACUUGUACAAAAGUGAGUGAUAUGUGCUGCUUGAAGGAACUUUUUUUUUUUAAAAACAUUCACAUAAAAAUUUGCUCAGUGUGCAGUUUUACUCUUUCGGAAGGCAAAGAGUUUUAUUAACAGCUGAGAACAAUACGUCUGAGCAAUUGUUUGGGACUAUUUUCAGCAGUGGAUGAAUUCUCAUCUGGCUUAAUAAUGAGUAUUUGUAGCAGCAGGAUGGAGAAUGUCGGAUUGACUCAAAAGAAAGGACACUGGCUGUUUUUCUUUGUAACUGUAAAUCAACACGUCACUCAGUGCACAAUGUGACUCAUUCAUGGGUUGUUGUUUUUUUUUUUUUUUCUGUUUUCUUUCUCUUUUUUUUGUAGCCGUUAGACUACAAUAGACUUUUAUGGCCCAGAGGAAUGAGAUGUGUCAGGGAUUAUCCGCACAGACUGAACUUUUUUCCAGAGAUCAGUUGAUUGUAGUUAAAGAAGAAUGAAAAAUGACAUCAUCUCUGUCUGUAGAAAACAGUGAGAAGCAGCACAUACUUCCCCUUUUUCUAAUUUAUAGUUGAAUCCAACUGUUCUUUUCCAUCACUGCUGUGAUUUGCUUUCCUUUACAAAAUGUCAGGUAGCAAUGUGUGGGCGCUACUUUCUUUCCCACAGCCCACAUUUGUGUAUUCAAUUUUCAUUUUUUUGUCUGUAAAAUAAUUGACUAGUUUUAUAUCCAUCUAAUGCCAAUUCAGAGCUUUUUAAAACGCUCGAUGGAAGUAAAUUCUGCCCAUGCAAAACGAGCGAGGGUUCUGUCCCCCGCUGAAACAGUCUCCAGAGAAAACAUACUUUUACGACGGCUCCUUUUUGAUGUACCGAUUGCUGGGAUGCUUCUUUAUAGCAGAAGAUGCUCAUUUCCAUGUUGUUUUGUGAUGUUGAGUGAAAGAACAUCGUCCUCAAACAUAAACCUGUCACUCUGUCUCAUUCCAGAUCUGUCCAAUAUGUGCUGCCUUGCCAGGAGGGGAUCCCAACCACGUCACAGACGACUUCACAGCUCACCUCACACUUGAACACAGAGCGCCAAGAGAUUUAAUAUCCUUUCUCCCGCUCUACAUUCUACAUAAACUUGCGUUUAUUGUUUUAAAUGUAUAAAAAUAUUGAUACACAUUUGAACAGCAUCGACCCUUAACUGCGUGUUUCUACGAUGAGUCCAGCAGUGUUCGACAUGUACGCAGGAUGUUCCACCCUGGUCGAGGGCUGGGGGGUCCCAGAGCACGACGGACAAAUAUGCACUUUACUAGCGGUUCAACGGGAGGACUGUCAUCCUCCUCGUCACAGAGCUCCACUUACACCCCCAGUAACAGAGAGGCAAUGGACCCCAUUGCAGGUAAGAGUCAGGAGUAUAAAGCGGAUAUGACGCACUCUGUGAUUUGUCUAAUGACACAACGGCCCAGGGAGAGACAGUGUGCACACGCAUACAGACAGAAGUGCAGUCCUGAAAUUAAAGAGGCCCAAAUUUUGAAUUUGGGUGUGCUGUAAAAGUCAUUCUGAGAGACGUGAUGAAGAGGAGAGUAGUUCUGUAGUAAUUAUCACCCUCCUAUCAAUUUACUGAGACAUGUGUGAGGGGAUUUCUACAGGUAGGGCUGAUUUGAUUUAUUGAUUCAUUUUAUAGUUAGUCAUUUAAUAAGCCUGUGCGCACGGCCAACUUUCUCAAUAUGCACUGCAAGUGUCACAUUGCUGCCAUUGUUACCUCUGUGUUUUCCAGUAUUUUUUGUAAAAACUCACUGACUCCUGUGCCGUAAAAUGCAAGUUUUCAUCUUGGGCUGCUAGCCGAGUGUCCCACCAAUGACCCACGGACACAUUUCUCAUGCUUGAUAAAAAGCAAAGAAGAGAGUUUCUGGAUUGUACAGGAUAAAGUCAGAUGCAGAACUAUUUUAUCAGGACCAAUAACAGGAACAAGUCAUCAGCUGUAAUGAGAUGACAAGAUGGCUGUUGUGUAGACGGUUGCUACGUAUGGUAAUACCUGUAUUAAGGUAGAAAGUGGAUGUAAAAUACACAUAGGAGCUUCGUUUGUCAAUGAGCUUAACAGUACUUUUAGUGCCAACCAAUCAUGUUCCAGCACCAACAACUCCUGGUUUUUGAUACCCAUCCUUAAACAAAGAUGGGUUCUGCUAAACACAGACACUUAAUCUAGUUCAUACCACUGUACAUUUCACUCUAUUGUUUCCAUCAGCAAAGUUCAACUCAGUAUCAUUACUUAACUUGUCUUAACACAAGUUUUUGCUAUAUUUUUUCUGUGUCCUCUGUCCAAAUGAAUCUGGGAUCGCGAGAUGUGAAUUUUUAAUAUCUUUAUUCUCUCAAUAUUUUCUUCUUUCAGGAAUUUUUUUUCUUUUUUCAGAUAACUAAACUAACAAAACCGAAUCUUCUGUUACCCUCUAAGCCUAACAUCAAGCUGUUAUUUAUUGUAUCACAUCAGUUGCUUGCUCGCUUACUUAGAUCAAGUUGACGUACUUGUGUUUUUCGCCUCCUUUUUCUUCCAGACUUCUAUGCAAUGUUGUCUUUUAAAAUCAUGGGUUAUUCAGAAAACAGCUGACGAUGAGUCCCGUUUGCAUCUCCCGCAGAGUUGUUGUCUCAGCUGUCAGGUGUGCGGCGUGCGGCCGGGGGGCAGAUAAACUCAUCGGGGCCUUCAGCCUCUCAGCUCCAGCAGCUCCAGAUGCAGUUGCAGUUGGAGCGGCAGCAGGCCCAAGCAGCACGACAGCAAGUGGAGACAGGCCGGCACGCCACGCGACGCAGCAACAACCCCGGUAACACUGGCACCACCAUCCCUCCACCCAGCACAGCAACCGCCAACACUGCCACUGCGGGCGAAAGCAACCCCUCAUCCUCGUCUCACAGCUCCCAGUUCCUAUUAGCACGGUGAGUGGGGCUAGUUGCUCAUGUUUAAUCUUUACCAAUUUCAUCGAGUUUAAAUAAAAAAUAGUUUUACACCUGAAGGCCAGCAUCGCUCGUGAAGAGAGCGAGCAAAGGGAAGGUUUGAUCUAUAAUCUUAGACAUUGUUGAAUAUGACCAUUUCUACUAGGGCCCGACUGAUAUGGAUUUUUUUGGGCCGAUACCGAUUAUUAGGAGGAUUAUUACCGAUUUAUUACCGAUCGGCCUAUUUUUAACAUUUUUUUAUGACGUUAUACAGAAUAUACAUGUAUGUCAGUGGCGGCUGCUGGUCUUUCAAGGAGGGGAAGCUCAUUUUUCUGGCCUACAUCAUAAUUGUAUUUGUUUAUUAGUAUGUAACAGAACAGAGUCGCCAAACACAACAGCAGUCGUUUUUAACAAAGACAAAAGUCGCUGAGGAUCGGUAAAGUCUCUGGAGUAGUUAAGAACAACGGAAUGAAUGACUUGGAAAAUGCUCUGGUAGAUGUUUUAUUCUUCAAGAUCGCUGAUUCGCUUGUUUAGCUGUCAAUCAAAAAAGGAUUUCGCCUCAGACAGCUCAUCCAAUCAUGAAUGCAGAAGCUUGGAGUCCGGGAGAAAGUCGGGACCGCCCUCUCCCCAUAGAACUCCAGUGAAGCUGGGCUUCCAUUGGGCGGGACAAAGCCCAGCAUUUAUCCAAUGAGCGUCUAGUUUCGCUGCUGGAACAACCCACUUUAAGCUUCCACAUUGAAGUCAGCAGAAGCCCAGCGUCCGAUUGUUUGAAGCGCUGAGGCGCUGCGAGGAUGAAUGAGAACGAAGUUAUGCCGGUUACCUGUGGUUAUCAGCUUCUUAUCACAGUGUCUGAACAAAAGUUGAAGACUUUCUAGUGCGUAUUUAGUUAAUGAAAUGUACACACAGCCGUACGUAUUUCACCACUUUUUCUUUUUUUUGGGGGGGUGACAUUUUAAGGGAAGCCGAGCUUCCCUUGCAGUCUUAGAGCAAUCGCCACUGAUGUAUGUACACUACAGGCUAAAAGUUUGGAAGCAAGGCCAUUACAGGCCGAACAGUUGGGAGUAACUUCAAGUUUUUGUUCACAAUGCUUUCUUAAAAUCCAGCACGAGUUUUAUUUAUUUUGGGAUGUAUUUGCUCCAUGAUCAGAUGUUGCUUUCAUGGAAAUGCACCAUUUUACUCCAUUUACCUUUAGAUAUACAUUGAUGUUAACAGACCACUGCUAAAUGUAUGUCAGCAAAAGAUAAUAAGGGCUUAGUUUUAGGGUUGAAAACAUUUGCAAGAGUCACAACUUCAGUGCAAACGCAAAAAAACAAAUCACAGUUGGAUUAUUCACUUCAGCUUUUUGGCUUUUGAGAGUCUGCAUACAAAAAUCCUAAUAAAUCUCAACUGCGUUCAAACUAUCGCAAAAAUGGCAAGAAAGAAGCAACUGAGUAAAGAAACAAAAGUACAGAUUUGUACAUUGAGGAAAGAAGGAUACACAGAAAGAGAAAACUGCAAAACACCUAAUGGUGUCUAACAAAGGAGUCCACUACACUCUGAAGAGACUUGAGGGACCUGGAAGUUAUGAUGAUAGAAAAAGACCUGGACGAAAGAGUGUUACUACAAAAGCAGAGGAUAAACAUAGCAUCGUCACCAGUAAGAGAGAUCGGCAAAAGACAGCACCAAAAAUAAGGGAGGAAAUCAACAUGACAAGGUCGAAACCCAUAUCUCUGACAACAGACGUUUGAGAAAGGCUGGUCUGAAGGGUUGUGUAUCUGCAAAAAAAAACACUACCUCAUCCACAGAAGUAGAAAAAUAGAUAUGAGUGGGCAAAAGCUCACAAAAUUGGACUUAUGAUGACUAGAAACAAGUUUGCACUGUUUGGUUCAAAACGCAGAGUCGGUGUCCGCAGACAAACUGGUGAACGUCUGAAAGCACCAUGUGUUACACCCACAAUUCAGCAUGGAGGUGGUAGUUCCAUGGUAUGGAGAUAUUUUUCAGGUGAUGGAGUUGGAGCUUUGUUUGAAGUAAAGAGUAUCAUGAAGAAGGAACAGUACCACUCCAUCCUCCAGCACCAUGCUGUUCCAUCUGGACUCAGACUUGUGGGUCAAAAGUUAGUUUUGCAGCAAGACAAUGACCCUAAGCACUCUGCCAAGCUCUUUCAGGGUUACCUAGACAAAAAAAGAAGAGGAAGGUGUUCUUCAAAAGAUGGUUUGGCCCCCUCAGUCUCCAGACCUCUCUCCAAUUGAGAAUUGGAUCGAUCGGUCAGAAAAACUAGUCCCACGAAUUAGCAGUCUCCUUUUAAUGAACUUAAGAAAGCUUGAAAUGCAAUCCCUGGAACAUACCUUGAAAAACUUGUGGAACGAAUGCCUGGUAUAUGCCAAGCUGUUGUUAAAGCCAGAGGAGGUUACUUUAAAGAAAGCAAAGUCUAAGCAACAAUAACUCAAAUACCUAAUAAUUAGUAGUGUUAAUAGUCAUGUUUAUUGUGUUUCAAAUUAUAUAUAUGAAACUAUGAUCUUUUUUUGUACAAAUCUGAUCUUGCUUCCAAACUUUUGGCCUGUGUAUAUAUAUAUAUAUAUAUAUAUAUAUAUGGUAUCUACAGUAUACUGUAGAUAUACUGUAGGCUACUGCUCUUCACGCUGACAGAAAAAAACAACUGAUCAAAUCGGACCAGAAAAGCGUUUUCACACACACCCCCUCUCCCCCGAUCGGUGCCUCCGCGUCUUAACUCACGUUACUCAUGUCUGGUCCGGUCUCAUGUGUAGACAUGCUGCUGCCUCAGUAAGAGAAGUAGCUCGAUCACGUAAUGUGUACUGUUGUUUAUUCUACCGUUACUGGCACGGCUAACAGUGUAGCAAGCUUAAUAGCAGAUGGCUAACUCUAACUGUAGCUUGCAUAUUACAUGGUGCUUCACCGUUAACUCAGCAUGACUGAGACCGGAACAGCAGGGAACAUUCGAAGUGGGUUGAACUGAAACUUGUUGACAUAUUGUGUAUUUCACAAACUGGUUUAUUUACUCCUCCAUGCGUCCCUGAGCUGCCUGUUUUAGAUCCGUCACUCUGCUGUGCUGUGAGGUAGAUAGUGGAUGAAGAUUGUCAUGAGGUCACUGCGCCAUCUACAGGAUAAGUCGGGGAUGUUUUCAAAUGGCGGAACAUUUUUGAAGUGAAACCCAAUUGUAUUCUCUGCAUUUUAUUUAUGAAAAUAUCGGCGAAAAUUGGUGAGUUUUGGACGAUUACUGAUUAGUCUCAAAUGGGCUAAAAUUAGCUGAUUUAGUGGACUCACUGAUAAAUCCGUCGGGCCCUACUGCUGAUGCCAAGAUAUUUGAAGAAAAUGAUUGAUUUAAAACACUGUGAUUUAUGUCUUAGCCAUUGAGAACUAAAGACUUUCAUGAGAAAAGAAUUAGUGUAAUCAACUAAGACUCGGAGCGUUAAAGAGGUUCAACAAUGACAUCAGUAACAACAGCAAUUAAUGACUCUUAUCCCUAAUGGUAACAGUAUAUUCACAAAGAAUUGUACAUAAAUGUGGCGGCCAAUCUUUGAAUUCUAUCACGACUUUAACAGAACAUGUUGGCAGACUGAUGUUUGCUUGAGUGGAAAAAAAGUGCAAGUUAAAGAAGUGCUGUGUCUAAAUGUGUUUCAACAUAGGAGUAAAAUGACUGUUUUCUGCAGGUUGAAUGAACCGAAGAUGUCUGAAGCAGAGCGCCAGUUUCUAGAAGGAGAGCGCGCAGACCGCAGCCUGUUUGUCCAGGAGCUGCUCCUGUCCACACUGAUGCAUGAGGAGAGCUCCUCCUCGGAUGAGGACGAGCGCCGAGACUUCGCCGACUUUGGCGCCAUGGGCUGCGUGGAUAUCAUGCCUUUAGAUGUGGCACUGGAGAACCUCCAGCUCCGAGAGAGCAGCUCUACGGGGAAGGAGCCUCCACCGCCUCCUCUUUGAUGUCCGAGUAUCGAGCAGACUGUGUCCUCUCUGCUGCAACUGUCAGUGAUGGGCAGCAAACUGCAGCAGUCCCUCCUCCCUCCUCCCCCUCCUUCUCCUUCCUUCCUCCUCUGUUUUCUGAGUUUGUUUUUGGUGAUUGUAAUUUCAGGCCUGUCACCAUUUUUGUUACAUUGUAAACAAAAAUAAAUGAGAGCAAGUGGGAUAAAUGUGCGAGUGCGCUAAAGCAACUGAGUGAGCGAGCGAGAGAAGAGAAAUCUAUAAAUAUAUAUAAGAUAUAUAUGAAGUUGAUAAUCAAUCCACAUAACUUUUCUUUUCUUUAUCAGGUUAAUGUUACAGGCAGCUGUGGCACACCUUCGCUUCCUGUGACAUGCAAACGGCUCUCCGUAUAAAUACUCCACAUUCAAAAAGUCAAAGAGGGCGUAGUCUCCUCUGAUGAAGCUGCUGUGUGUGUUCAUGACUAUUACUAAAUAAAAAGUGCUUGGAUGGGUUACCAUUACUACUGCAUGCAGUUAUUUGCAGCGUGCAUGACUUUUAAUGACCCUGUUGUCAUUAAAACCCUUUUUUUUUUUUUUUUUUUUUAAAGAAAAGAUCCCAAAGCUUUCAAAUGUUUUUAAAAUGGUUAUCUCAGACGUGGUUAAGUCUUGAUAAUUGAGUACUUCACCAAAACUGACCUGCAGAAAUUUGACUCCAACAAUCUGUGUCAUUAGGUUUUCUUUAAACAAGGAGAGGAACAGUCGGGUUCAGCUGUAGCUUCAGAUGAAACACUGCAGUGUGCGUGAGUCUCAGCUCUGGAUUGCCUUUUCAUUCGCUGAAUGAAGACUGAGAGCAGAAGGAAAGUUUGUCUCCGAUUUCUCUUAGAUGUUAACGUUUAGUGAUCAGCUGUUUAGACACAGUAAACUUUAUAACUUAUAGAUAAGUCUAGACGCUCGACUUCGGUUUGUUUGUUGGUCUUUCUCACUCGUUUCUCUCAUGAGACCACAUGCUUUUGAUGGGUUGUUUGAUUCUUUUUUUGCAGGAUAACUGGAGCUCGAGACCUUCCACACUGCAGUUCUGUGUUUGCUCUUUUUGUUUGUUUGUUUGUUGUUUGAGAAGGUUUUCUUUUUUUUCUGCUAAGGUUAGCACUUUCUAUUUAUUCUUGUUUUUUCUUUCUAAUUCUUUUGAGCCUUUAAUCUGAAAAAAUGCCACCUUCAUGCCUAUACUUUUACCCUCUAUGUAAAAUACAAUGAGAUGUAUAUGGAUUUUGUGCGUUAACUUUCAUAAUGGUUCUAAGACAUGGGCAGACACUUUUUUUUAAAUCUGUAAAUUUAGAAUACAAUAAAUAUAAACUGCGCACAGCUUUUGAUGAAACCAAGAGACCAUCA
Messenger RNA from Xyrichtys novacula (pearly razorfish), 13269 nucleotides. NCBI's taxonomy places the organism in Eukaryota, Metazoa, Chordata, Actinopteri, Labriformes, Labridae. The record is from the annotation of a GenBank genome assembly.